AUGAUAAGCACACUUGCCUAUUUUUGCCGUUCCACUGUUCAAAGAGGAUGUAAAUAGGAUACGUAUUACGUAAUGUAAUAUUUAUUUGACCAAUUCAGAUUGAGCGAACGCCGAACAUUAGAGUAAAAAUAUUCUUUGUUUCAUGAAAUUAUUGGAAUAAUUGAAAUCAAAAUAUUUUGUUAAAUACAUAUAAUGUCUCUGACUUAUAUACCUAGAGUUACACAGUUGGAUUCAUUGCAAUUGGAUGAAGAGCUUGAAGAACUCUUAAAAAAUAUUCUUUUGCAAGCAACUAAGUUUUUGGAGCCAGGGAUUCUACAACCAGUUUUACCGGAGUUGGAACUAUUAAUUAGAUCAUGGAUAUUCAAAUACUCUGUGUAUGACAAAAAAUGCACCUUUGGCCAAGAAAUGUUAUCAUUGAAGUACAAAGCUGAUAAUAUAUCACAAAGUAAACUGUAUUGGUAUUAUGGCUACACAGUUGGACUUAAAUACAUUAAGGACAGAUUAUUAUAUAGUUUUACGUGUAACACAAAGGUGCAGAAUAUUCUAUACAAGUUGGAGAUAUUUCAGUCAAUUGGAGAUAUUGUAAAUUUUCUUUUUUUCAUCCAAAAUGGAAAACAUCCGACAUUUAUUGAUUCAAUUCUGGGCCUACAAUUGACCGCUGAUAAAGUAGUGAGAGAAGAUUUGACAGACUUGUCAUGGACAAGAGAAAUUUUGUGGCAUAAUUUCAUUGAAUUGAUUGGUACAGUACUGUCAAUAGUCAACAUGUUUGGAUUAAGGCAAAGAUUGACUAAGACAUUGAAGUAUGUUUGGUGGAGAAAACAUGUCCGAACAGUGACAACACCGAAGGAAGCAAGAAUGACUAUUCACACUACUUGCGCCUGUUGCUCCGAGAAACCUGUUAUUCCACAUGUUAUGGGUUGUGCUCAUAUCUUUUGUUACUAUUGUUUACAGGCAAACAAAAUGGCCGAUCCUGAUUACACAUGUCCUAAGUGUUAUUAUGGUGGAAAAGAAGUUAAAAAAUUGGUGAUUGCUUAAGCUCACUAUUCGAAGUUAUAGAUAAUAUACUAGUCAAAACAAAAUAAGGGCCACCACGUUUUUACAGUAUUCUCAUGAAUUCUUGAGGUUUAAAGGUUGAUCAAUGUUUCAGUUGGAUAAAUUGAUUGAUUUUUAUUGUAGACAGCAUAAAAUAAUGAGGCAUUCCAUUAAAAAAAGAAAUUUGCUCCACUUUUUCAAAAAAUUGACAUUUUUGUAAAAAUAAUUAGUGAGGAAAAAAAUUCUGAAAAAAAAAAACAAAAUGUUUCUUGAUUUAUGACCUUCCUCAAUAUCCAGUAUGCCGUCCUCGAUUACUAAUGCACUCUUGAAGCCUAGAAGGUACAUUCUCCACCAGGUGAACCACUGUUUCUUGAGGAAUUUGUUCCCAGCUUGAUUUCAGAACGUUUAUUAGCUGUCUUUCAUUGUGCUCGGGUUGGUUUGUGCUUCGAACACUGCAUUUCAGUAAAUCCCACAUGUGUUUAAUGGGAUUUAGAUCCGGACUGUUUGCAGGCCAGGCCAACACCUGUAUACCAGCCUCCUCUAGGGCUUCUCUGGUGGCCCUACCUGUAUGAGCGCGAGCAUUAUCGUGCAUCAGAUGGAAUCUUGCGCCGAUUCUAUGUGCAUAUGAGACCACAUGGGGUCUUAUGACCUCCUCGAUGUAACUUUGAGCUGUUAUUGUGCCUUCGUUUAGAAUUACCAGCUCGGUUCUGCCUGACAUAGAGAUUCCUCCCCAUACCAUAACAUUGGGGCCCCCAAAUCUGUCACUUUUAUGGAUGCAAGCAUCCGAAAAUCGCUCACCUUCACGCCUCCAGACCCUAAUGCGACGGUCAUCACUAAAAAAAUUAACUUUGCACUUAUCCGUAAACAAUACAGUCCUCCAAUCAUUCAUAUCCCACGCCAGAUGCUGCCUCGCGAAUGAUAAUCGGUUUGCACGAUGAGCACUUGUUAAUGGUAUCCGCAAUACAUGUCUCCUGGAGAACUGCUGGUCUUCGUGUAAACGAUUUCUAAUAGUUUGAUCACUAACACGUGUACCGGUCGCCUGCUGCAAACGGUUUUGUAACGAACGGGCUGUUAUACAGCGUUCUCUACGCGCAGUCAAGCGCACGUAGCGGUCCUCCUGUGCUGUAGUUGCUCGAACUCUGCCAGAUCCCCGUCUCCUGGUUAGUCUCCCAGUCUCUUGAAAACGAUUCCUAGCAUUCUGGAUCGCUCGCCGGGAAAAACCCAGCUGCAACGCCACAGAACGCUGCGAAUGGCCUUCUUGAAGCAAUGUUACGGCCCUAGUUACGGUUCGCAAGUCCAUAUGACUUCGAAUUCUCGGCAUAACUUUUAAAAUGUUAAUUCAGCCACUAGUCAAACGAAACUUACAGUGUUCCUGAGAGAAUCGUCAAUUUGACUGAGUUGAAAUCCGUCUUAAUAUCGGGUAGAAUCAAGUGGUUGCAAUAAAUUAUCUAAAACUACCCACUUUAAGCAAUUAUGCGGGUGGAAUGCUCAAAAAAAGUGUGUAAAAAAAUAAGGUAACACCACAAUAAAGUAUCAGCUACUUGAGAAUGCAUAAAAAAUAAAUUAUCGCUAGCGAGGCCAAAAAAAUCAAGUGGCCCUUUAUUUUGUUUUGACUAGUAUAUAUUAUACAAGAAUUGAAUUAAUAUAACAAUUAUUGGUGCUUGGCUGUGAUAAAAUACUUAAAUAAAUGUUUUAUACAAUUUAAAA
This is a messenger RNA of Leptidea sinapis, 2739 nucleotides long. It is a transcript of the gene Pex2, whose product is annotated as peroxisome biogenesis factor 2. Gene Ontology annotation, cellular component: peroxisomal membrane. The record is from RefSeq and is a predicted model, not a curated record. Gene Ontology annotation, molecular function: zinc ion binding. Lineage: Eukaryota; Metazoa; Arthropoda; Insecta; Lepidoptera; Pieridae. The transcript has 6 exons. The coding region runs from base 193 to 1035 and encodes 280 amino acids. Gene Ontology annotation, biological process: protein import into peroxisome matrix.